This is a messenger RNA of Trichobilharzia szidati, 3121 nucleotides long. NCBI's taxonomy places the organism in Eukaryota, Metazoa, Platyhelminthes, Trematoda, Strigeidida, Schistosomatidae. The record is from the annotation of a GenBank genome assembly.
UUCAUGGUCCAUUUUGUUGAGUACCAUGAAUUCCGAAAACUUUUCUGCAAUUUCCGUGGAAGGUCGAUUAAGUCCCAGAACAUUCACUUUGCGCGCAUGUGUUGAAUGUUGUGUCACUUUUGGACAUGCAAAGCCCGAUAGGGCAAUGUAACAGUUCCUCGGGGGAUGUAAUGACAAAUUCUGAUAGGUUAAAAUGGUACUGUAAUGAAAUCUUGAGGAGAAUAGAGGGUUCUGGACCCAUUUCAGCAAUAGAUUUCAACACGGAAGGCACACACCUAGCCUAUGGAAAUGCUGAUGGGAUUGUUAGCACCAUUGAGAUCGGCAAAGCGGAUAUUUCUGAACUAACGCAACACUGUCAUAUCUGCUCAAAACCUUAUCAAAUUUUUCUCAGUCAUGAGCCAGAGUUUGACUGCCUGAAAUCUCAAGCUAUAGAGGAAAAAAUCAGUCAUAUACGUUGGUUACCAAGGUCUGGGCGUUCUCACUUCCUACUUUCUUCCAAUGAACGUACUAUCAAACUUUGGCAAUUAACAGAAUUACCAACACAAUCAUUUUCAAAUUUAAAUUUUCCUGUUGAAUGUGGUUGUCGACGCAAAGUUGUUAUUCGCUCAUUAUCGGAUAUUAAAGUGCCAGUCUGUGUAAAAAAUUAUGAAAAUACAAAUGUUCGCGUAUUGAACAGGAAGAUAUUUGCUCGUGGUCAUGGUUUUACAAUUGUCGGCAUCUCACCAUCUGCUGAUCGCGAGACAUUUUUCUCCGCUGAUCCACUUCGAAUCAAUAUGUGGAAUUUAGAAGUGACAAAUGAAGUGUUUAGUAUUGUUGAUCAUAUGCUUGAUCGGCUAGAUGAUCGAUCUCAUCUGAUCACUGGGAUUAGUUGCAGUAAUACUAGUCCAUCACUUUUUGCCUAUGGUACAAAUAGAGGUUCUAUUUUUGUUUGUGAUACACGAUCAAGUUCUCUUUGUGAUCAUCCUUCCCUUGCUUUUCACAGUCUUGCUGCAGAUGAAUCAAAUGUGCUUACUAUUCUAACAAAUUCUAUAUCAGAUUUAAAAUUUGGCAAAUUCUCUGAUCACCUGGUUUUUUCACGUGACUAUAUGAAUGUGAAAACUUGGGAUUCAAGAAUGCCAAGUCAACCAGUUGAAAUUUAUCCUGUUCAAAUUCACUUAAGGAAGCAUCUCACAGUUUUGUAUGAAACUGAAUUACUUUUUGAUGAUUUCAAGUUAACUGUCUCCUCAGAUGAUCGUUUCAUAUUAACUGGUUCCUAUAGUAAUACAGUGAAAAUAUUUGAUCGUCAUAAUCCUAUUGAAGGUUCAUAUAAAUUAACUAUGCAAGAUGAAGAGGCUAGUUCAUUUAUUGAUCCAUUUCGUACAACAGAUGGUGGUGGUGUUGGUGUCGGAGGUGUUAGUGGUACUUCAGUAUUUGUUUCCCCUUUACCAGAUAGUAUUGAUAUACCAUGGCCUAGACAAUUACACGAUGAAUUAAUCGAUAUUACUGAAGGUGGUGGUUUUUCUAAACAACUGUCAUCACCAUCACAAUCAUUCUCCCCCUCCCCCUCGCCCUCAUCAUCCUCAGCAUCAUCAUCCUCACUGAUAGAUAAUUCAAAUGAACAAUUAUUCACUGUCGAUGUUGGACGGAAAUGGUUACAGGUUAGCUGGCGAUCUGGUUCCAAUGUCGCUGCUGUUAGUCAUUCAGAUGGGAUACAUUUGAUUGAAGCAUUAACUUAAUGUGAGUGAGUAGGUGUGCAAUUUUUGUGCAUAUAUAUAUAAAUAUAUACAUGUAUUUGUAUAAUCAUUACACAUUCCUAAUUGUGCGUGUGUGUGUGUGCGUGUUACCUCUUUGAUUUUCCUGUUUCGCCUCCUUUUUUUCAACUUCUCUUCGUCUGUUUGUUUGUUUGUGUUGGAUUCUUUUGCUUUCAAGCUUUCCCUUAGACAGAAAGAGAGGGGGGGGGGAAGUUUGAAUUUUCUUUCUUUGACGAUAAUAAUAAUAAUAAUAAUAAUAAUAAUAAUAGUGAUACCAUGAAUUUUAUAAAGAUGCUUUUUGCUUUCUUCUGGGCUUGUCAUAGAACUAUUCACCAGAUAUAUAUACAUGUGUAUCGUUUGUUUUUCCCACAUGUACAUGCCUAUCUGCAUCUCAUACACUUACUUCACUAAUUACCUCUCCGUUUUCUGCUUCCUUCUCCCCCCCACCACUACUUUCUCUGUCUCUCUCUCUAUUUCCCUUGUGGAAAAAUUGGGGAUCUUGUCUUUCCUUUCCUCAAACUCUCGCUUUAUUUCUCUCUCUGUGUGACCAACGAAUUAUUCUUUCACAUUAGGCGAAAAGGAAAGACGAUAAAAAAUCGAAUCCCUUUGAGCACAAUGCUCUCUGUUUCUUCCACCCACCCCAAUCCCGCGUCCUGUGACUUCAGCGUUUUUGGCAGUCUGCCGAUGGGUGACAGACGAUGACGACGACAACGACCUACGGGGUGGGGUAGGGUGGUGGUCCUCUCCCUUUUUUCAUUAUUAUUCAUGUGCCAAACAUUUCUCUCUUUUGUCUUCAGUCUGUACAUUCACACACACAUAUAUAUGUUUAUAGACAUCGAUCGAGCUGUCACUUACUUUAUUAUAUUGCCGCUAGAUUGAUUUUUGAAUAUACCCAGUGUACACAAACAUGCAUAUAUAUAUAUAUAUAUUCUCGCUUUUGACAUUACAUCAUACUUUAGAAUUGUUCAUAUUUAAUGAAAAUAAAUUAAAAGAGAUAAAUAAAAAUUGGAAAAACCAGAAAACACCCUGGAGUUUUAUUACUGUCCGACCGCCACUCCAGCCAACACUACUACUACUAUUGACUACUACUGCUACUCUGAGACAAUGAGCCAGCCACGUAUGCUUUGUCACUUAUGUGUGUUACUAAAAUUAUUGUUAAUACCAACACUUUAUUAUUAUUAUCGUUAUUAUUAUUGUCAUCAUUAUCAUUGGACGAACCCUGAUUAAUAAACAAACAAACAAACACACUAUUAAUUAUGCUACCAAAUAUUAUUAUUAUUAUUCCUGAAAUAGAUUUUGUUUUUCUUUUUGUAUUUUAGAAAGCUUUUCCGGUAAUUUCUUUUCAUACUUUAAUUAUUAUUAUUAUUACUAUCAUUGUUAUUAUUAUUAUU